Messenger RNA from Sinocyclocheilus grahami, 685 nucleotides. Its product is annotated as small nuclear ribonucleoprotein-associated protein B'-like. The record is from RefSeq and is a predicted model, not a curated record. Gene Ontology annotation, cellular component: nuclear speck. The coding region runs from base 1 to 573 and encodes 190 amino acids. The transcript is spliced from 6 exons. NCBI's taxonomy places the organism in Eukaryota, Metazoa, Chordata, Actinopteri, Cypriniformes, Cyprinidae.
AUGGUACGGCACUGGCCUAAGAACUCCAAGCAGCCGGAGCGAGAGGAGAAGAGGGUUUUGGGUCUGGUUCUGCUCCGAGGAGAGAAUCUGGUUUCUAUGACAGUGGAAGGACCCCCUCCUAAAGACACCGGCAUCGCCCGUGUGCCGCUGGCAGGAGUGGCUGGGGGUCCGGGGGUCGGCAGGGCUGCAGGUCGAGGCGUUCCCGCUGGAGCUCCGAUGGCACAGGCUCCCGCCGGACUCGCCGGGCCCGUGAGGGGAGUCGGCGGCCCGUCACAGCAGGUCAUGACCCCUCAGGGACGAGGCACGGUUGGGGCCGUCGCUGCGGGGGCCAGUAUAGCCGGAGCCCCCACACAGUAUCCUCCGGGCCGGGGUGGACCUCCUCCUCCGAUGGGCAGAGGAGCGCCUCCUCCGGGUAUGAUGGGUCCUCCUCCAGGCAUGCGUCCGCCCAUGGGACCGCCGAUGGGGAUGCCUCCCGGCCGCGGCGCUCCGAUGGGAAUGCCUCCCGGCAUGAGGCCGCCACCGCCUGGAAUGAGAGGUCCUCCUCCUCCAGGCAUGCGUCCUCCCAGACCUUAAACCGCUGCACUGAUGCGUUUGAGAUCUGUCUCGUCCUCGUAUUGGGGGAAAGUUUGGCUGCAAGCUCUUGUAUAGUUUUUUUUUUUUGUAAUGUCAUUUCUUUCCUUUUUUU